Penicillium riverlandense is the source of this 834-nucleotide messenger RNA. RefSeq names its product GFA family protein. NCBI's taxonomy places the organism in Eukaryota, Fungi, Ascomycota, Eurotiomycetes, Eurotiales, Aspergillaceae. The record is from RefSeq and is a predicted model, not a curated record. Gene Ontology annotation, molecular function: carbon-sulfur lyase activity. The transcript has a single exon. The coding region runs from base 1 to 834 and encodes 277 amino acids.
AUGACUAGGUAUCAACACCCAGCGUCAAAAGCGACGGGCUACUUUUGCAGCACUUGUGGCUGCCAGAUUGGAGGAGUUUCUAGCCAAUGGACAGUCUCUACCGCAAUCUUCGACGCCAAUAGAGAAGACAAAGGGAUUUGGAAGUUCAACGCCCAUAUGCUUCCCGACUCCGCACCGGACGGAGGACUAGCAGCUGUCUUUUCGGUCGUUGACGGACAUCAAUUGCAGACCGAAAAUUUAGGUCUAUCUCCGCAGGAAAUAGCUGGCAGCGAUUCUCAGCCACCCGAUCCCGAAAGUAAGGAGCUCCUCGCGCAGUGUCAUUGCGGCGGAGUCUCUUUCACCAUCGCCCGACCCAGCCAGGAAUUCAUCGCAAGCCCUUCAAGCAAAGGAUGGAUUUCACCCUUGGACAAAAGCAAGUGGCUUUCAAGCAUGGAUCUCUGCGACGACUGUCGAUUAGUUAGUGGCUCGCAUGUCAUCAGUUGGAUGUUUGUAUCACUCGAUCAUAUCACGCCGCGUCUGCCAAAGGACCUAUUGAUCGGGUCAGCGAAGGGCUAUCGCUCCACGAAAGAUGUACUCCGGGUAUUCUGCGGCACUUGUGGUGCAACGGUCUUCUAUCAUUGCGAUGGGCGACCCGAGAUUAUAGAUGUGGCAAUGGGCAUCCUGCGCGCACCUGAAGGUGCUAUGGCUGAGAACUGGAGCGUGUGGAGAGCUGGACGACCAUCGUGGCCGGAGAGCGGAUUGCGAUAUCAUGCUGGCUUUAGUCGUGCGCUGAUCGAGGGGAUGCAACGAUGGGGGGCUGAACGGGGUCAUCCGCAGGAUUUCGAGCUGGCAUAG